AUGGUCGCGCAACCAGAAGAGGUAAUAACAGUCAACGGAACGCUGAAGGCAAAUGGGAAGCCCAUAAAAUCCAAAAACCAGCUUCGGCGGCUGAAGCAAAGGCAGAGAAAGACAGCAACAGCAACCAAUGAGCAGCAGAACGACACCGAAGCAGAUAAAAAAGAGGAACCAAAGAAAGUGCUAGCCAAUGUUGAGUACGUACCUGAGCAGUUGGACGGUACUGCGUUCGAAGCAUUUUCCGACGUCUUUGCCCGUUUUCAGCUACCGCCUGAUGAAUCAGUAAAAAGGGACCCUGAAAAUACCAAGGGAGAAAUGAUUUACUCCGAUGACGACAUGCCUUCUGAGGGCGACUCGGACGCAGAACAGAAACCGUUGUCGAAGAAGAAGCAGCGAAAGAUGGCGCGUCUGACGGUCGCGGAGCUUAAACAACUGGUGAAGAAGCCUGAAGUCGUCGAGUGGACCGACGUCACAGCUGCCGACCCGCGGUUGCUUCUUCACCUCAAAAGUUACCGGAACACCAUCCCCAUCCCGAUACACUGGAGCGCGAAACGAGAUUACCUGCAAGGCAAGCGUGGUAUCGAAAAGCCGCCAUUCCAGCUCCCUUCCUACAUUGCCGACACGGGCAUCGCGACGAUGCGGGACGCCGUCAAGGAAAAGGAAGCCAACAUGUCUCUGAAAGCCAAAACUCGAGAGCGUGUCCAGCCGAAGAUGGGUAAAGUGGACAUUGAUUAUCAGAAACUGCACGAUGCUUUUUUCAAGUUCCAGACGAAACCACUAGUUACUGGCUUCGGUGAAAUGUACUACGAGGGCAAGGAGUUUGAGACGUCGCUGAAGGAGAAGCGUCCGGGGGAUUUAUCGCCUGAAUUGGUUGAAGCUCUCUCAAUUCCUCCGCUUGCCCCGCCACCUUGGCUCAUUAGCAUGCAAAGGUUCGGGCCUCCGCCUAGUUAUCCUACGUUGCGCAUACCCGGUCUCAAUGCACCUAUACCUGAAGGGGCACAAUGGGGUUUCCAUCCUGGUGGAUGGGGGAAGCCUCCGCUCGAUGAAUACAAUCGGCCCCUGUACGGCGAUGUCUUUGGCGUGCUUCCCAAGAUAUCGGACAUCAGUGGCGAACCCAUCGAUAAGGAGCCUUGGGAGGAAGAAUCCGAAGAAAGUGAAGAAGAAUCCGAGGAGGAGGAAACAGAGCCCGCGCCUGUUGACGGUCUUCAGACACCUUCAGGCACAGAAACGCCUUCAGGAAUGGCUAGCGUCGUGUCUACGAUUGCUGGUGGUCUGGAAACACCUGACUUCCUCGAGCUUCGCAAGAGCUCUGGAAGAACUGUGUCGGAGGCCAUGGAGUCCGGACCAAGGUCGUUGUAUCAAGUUGUUCCCGAGAAGCAGACUUCUGUCCGUGGGCUGAUGGGAAGCGAGCGUGGUUACGACGUCAGUGCUGUGGCCGGCGCGCCUAUUCCUGUUUUGGGUGAUGAACGCGGAACAAAGCGCAAGGCUAAUGGAGUCGAUGUUUCCAUCGAUGCAGGUGAUCUAGAGAACAUGUCGGAGGAGGAGCUGAGGAGGAAAUACGAUGCUCAUUCGCGUGGAAAUGCCGGCGUACCUGGGGCUGGACGGGAAGAUUUCUCGGACAUGGUUGCGAAGGAGAUGGCAAAGAAAAAGCAGAAGAUGGAACGGGACAGGGAUCGUGAUAGGGAUGGAAGAAGGGGAAAGGAAUACAAGUUUUAA
Molecule: messenger RNA, 1713 nt
Organism: Guyanagaster necrorhizus
Lineage: Eukaryota; Fungi; Basidiomycota; Agaricomycetes; Agaricales; Physalacriaceae
Product: DUF382-domain-containing protein
Exons: 8
Coding region: 1-1713 (570 amino acids)
Cellular component (GO): nucleus
Source: RefSeq, a predicted model, not a curated record